UUUGACGGUUGAGUGACAGUUGUCAGUCGAGAAUUAUUGACGAUUGUAUUCGUGCAAUUGUAUUUUUAACAAUUAGUUGAUAUCGACGUGCAGCAAUCAGCAAUUAUUCCGUUGCGCUUUGUUUUCAUUUUUUUAUCCGGUGAUAAAUAAAAGGGGAAAAAUUUCGUUUUGCAUGAAUAUCCCGGGCACAAUUUUAAUUCAUUUUUAGAGGAGGAGCUCUGGAUUUUCCGCUCGAGUUUUUGCGCUAAAAUUAAAUUCGUUGUCUGGUUUUUCUCGACUGAAAAAACGCGGGGCGCAUUACGUUUUUCAAAUACUUUGAAAAUUAUUGAAAUCCCGGGCACCGGUGAUUAAUAUUUUUCGGGGGUCGAAACUGCAUUCAGCCUGAAGACUGACCAUUUAAAAUCCAGGUAUCAACUAAAAGACAAUUAUAAAAAAUGGACGCGGAACUGUCAGAGCAGUUCUACAGAAUUCAGGCAAUCGACAGAGCCCUGAGAAUUCCCAGUGUUAAUUAUCUCUGGGACAAAUCGGCAGCUGUUUAUGGAAAAGUCAAGGGUGCGAGUACAUUCACGAAUUGGGCCUUUGAUAGAAUUGAGACGGCUCUCCAGGCAGUACUGGAGAAAUCAUUGCCAGUUGCCCGCCUGAUGGAGAAACCAAUUUACAAUCUCGACAAAACAUUCUGCCAAGGUCUGGACUUUGUCGAAGUUAAAUUGCCGAUCAUCAAGGAAGAUCCCAAACAAAUUUUGGAUCGUACCAAGUUACUCGUGUCUGAGAGACUCCGUCCGGCUGUACAAAUAUUCAUUGACUUGAAGCAGGAGACAAAGCAAAGAGUGAGAAUAAUAACCCUCCAUACCUACUACAAAGCACACUACUUGAGAGUUUAUAGUUGGCAACAGGCUGACAAAGUUAUGUCAACGGAGACGGGAAUUAAUAUUUUAAAGACUGUUGACAAUACCACUGGCCUAGCUGAACUGAUGCUCGAUAAAUAUUUGCCAGCACUUGAGGAUGAAUCUUGCAGUGACUCUGAAGAUGAAUGCAGCGAACAUCUGAAACUCCAUCAUACGAUUGUGAGACUGAGUGAAUUCAGCAGCAGAGCCUCUCGUAGAAUUUACGUUGCCCUGAUGGAGAGACUCCAGUACAUGUAUAAAAUCGAAAUUCUCAUCCUGAUUCUACACGCACUCAUCGUCAUCCAGGCUAUUAAAUUCGUGGAGACUAUUGUAACAUCUGUACUUAAAUUUACAUUUAGAAUCUAAGACGAGUGUCAAUAGAAAUAGAGAUCAAGAGUUUCAAUAUAAAUUUAACGGAAUUCUCCAGAUAAAUCGUUACGUUUUCUAUCAAUAUUUUUCAUGUACGUCCCAUUGAAAAAUAAAUCAGAAAAUUUUUUCUUCUCAUUUCA
This is a messenger RNA of Fopius arisanus, 1393 nucleotides long. RefSeq names its product lipid storage droplets surface-binding protein 2 (gene Lsd-2). NCBI's taxonomy places the organism in Eukaryota, Metazoa, Arthropoda, Insecta, Hymenoptera, Braconidae. Gene Ontology annotation, cellular component: lipid droplet; cytosol. The transcript is spliced from 4 exons. Gene Ontology annotation, biological process: positive regulation of triglyceride storage; lipid storage. The record is from RefSeq and is a predicted model, not a curated record. The coding region runs from base 435 to 1250 and encodes 271 amino acids.